Messenger RNA from Leopardus geoffroyi (Geoffroy's cat), 2700 nucleotides. RefSeq names its product gametocyte-specific factor 1-like. Bases 1983 to 2561 code for a protein of 192 amino acids. The record is from RefSeq and is a predicted model, not a curated record. The transcript is spliced from 6 exons. NCBI's taxonomy places the organism in Eukaryota, Metazoa, Chordata, Mammalia, Carnivora, Felidae.
CACUUUUCAAUCAUUCUCAUUUUCCAUAUCCAGGGCUCUUACAUUAUUCCAAUAAAUCCUGGGAUGGAGGGAUAGGAGAGCUGAUUGGCAUUAUUAUAUACAGAUCUUAAUACGUUUGUUCUCAAGAUAAUGUCUCUUUUAAAGAAACAAGAUAACAGUGCUUACACAAAAUUUCAAACAUCCCUAAGGGAAACUUUAUACUCCUGGAAAACAGAAUCUGCCUUCCAGUUUAUUUACUAGAUAGAAUCCCUAGAAAGCUAGGGGCCUGGAAUGAGGUGUUAUUGGCCCUGAAGAUUUGAAUUACCUGCUAUUCUCAAAGAAACCCAGGUUCUACUAAGGACAUUGGUGGGAUUUCUACUGGUCUUUCACCUUGAUGGGGGAGAUUGAGAGCAGUUGCUGAGGCACCAACAGGUAGGAAGCACAGCUGCCAUACAGCCGCAGCCUUUUUAACAGGUUAGUAUAGUUUCAUUGGAUCUUUUUCGCUUGCAUUUGUUAUCCUCCUGAAAAUUUUGUUGAAGACUCUCCAUACCAAGCCAAUCUUUUCUCCUGUUCCCAAACACAUACUCCCCAACCCAGCAGGGACCAGCCUAGUAGUCUACUGUGAAUGUGCCACAUUCAUUUCUGCCUUUCUCAUGACGUGUGCUUUCCCUCUUGCUGACCCAAGUCCUACUCGAUCUUCUGGAUCUGGCUCAAAGAGUCCUAAGUCCGGCCCUUGCUGAACUCCUGCGGUAUUUGGUCACUACCACAUAUUUUACAUCUAAAUUAGGUCCCAUCUUUGACUGCCUGUUUCAUAUUCUACUGCCACCCCAGCUGAACUGUAAGAUUGCUGGAGACUGGAAAACACUUAUUUGCUUGUAUUUAGUAUAUGUGAAAACCCUACAUUUCGGCAUAGGACAGAUUUUGGGCUUGAAUGUAGUUGAGUCCAAUGGACAAAGCCUUAUGAUUUAGAGGCAAGAAGCCAGGUUAUGGAGCCAUAAAGCUUGAGUCCAUAUCCCAACUCUAUCAUUUAGCAGCUCUGAUCCAGUUUCCCUGCCUACAAAAUGGAGAUAUUGAUAACAGUUCCUACCGAAAGGAACUGUAUUAAGGUCCUACACACGAAGUGAUGACCUAGUUAUAUACUAGGGACCCGGUACUUUAAGUGCUUUUGUACAUAUUACCUCAAAUAAUACUAAUGUUAUUCAAACAUGUGCUAGCUUUGUAACUUCAGGGUCUCUCUCACUCACGGAGUUGGUUUCCUAAUCUAUAGAACCGUGGUGAUCCCUCAUGUACCUGUAGAAGUGGUUACAUUCCUCAUAUACCUGUAGAAGUGGUGUUUGUAAACAUUCAGCUCAAGGCCUGGUACGCUGGAUUAAGAAUGCCGAAAAGAAAGUAAAAUUUGGGUGUUUUUAGUAUGUGAUGAGCUUAUGUCACUUUCUGUGAAAUUGUACUUGGCAUCGCAUAAAGAAAAAGGCCAGAUUUAAAGAUGGGACUAAUUGUUCCAACUGGUAGACUUUAGAGAAACUUCAUUGGAAAGACCAUGCAGCAGUUCCUCCUGGAAACUGGAAGAACCCUUCUGAGGGUGGUUCAAUUACCCCCGGGCAGGGCCUAGUAACCCCGGCUACAAGUCAGAAUCCCCUGUGGAACUCUUUUAAAGCCACAGUCAGCCAGACCUCAUGUGUGAAGAUUCUGAUCUGCUAGUUCUGGAAGAUCUGUCACUUUAAAACUACUCAGUGAUUUUCAUGCACAACCAAGACUGAAAAACAGUCAUUCAAGACUUAACUAUGACAUCAAAAACUUCCAAACCUCUUGAGAAACCGUAGACCAUACGGUGGGAGAAGAGGAAUUGAGUAGCUUGAACAGAAAGUUGAUUUACAUCACUUGACAAAGUUCUUUCUAGGAGUCUUCAUAUGCUGAUACGUACAACUUUAAAGAUUUCAGACUGGCAUUCGCAGAUAAUUAUAAAGUAGCCUGAACUUGAACAUGGUUCCUACUAUUUAGGCCUCAUGGAGCCAGAAGUCCUAGAAAUAUGUCCUUAUGACCCAAACCACAGGAUGCCAGCCAGCAGGUUACAGUACCACCUGGCAUCAUGUAGAAAGAAAAAUCUGAAGAUAGCUAAAAAGAUGGCUAAUUGCAAAUAUAAUGCUUGCCAUGUGGUCCCAGUCAAAAGGCUCAAGGAACAUGAGGCUAACUGUGUCAAUAGAACUGCUGUAGAUGAUGAGCCAUUUAAUCUUCCAAAGGUUAUUUCUCCGAGUUUGGAGCCAAAUGAAAAACUUUCUAAUACUGCCAAUCAGAUUCUAGACCCUGAUGUCUGGAACAUAGAUAAAGUUCAAGUUGUGUUGAUAUCCUGGUUUAACACAACAGAAGUUUCCUUGUGUAACCCAAUGCAAGCAUUCAGUGGGGAUGGUGGAUUGAGACCACAGGCUCUUUUCAUCUGUGACUGUCACCUUCCACGCUUGGCUUCCCAAACUGCCACAAAAAGACAGUGGAGGUGCGGGUGCCUCUUAAGCAGCUUGACCCAGAAGAAAAUACUUCCACUCACAUUCCAUUGGCAAAAACUAAUCAUAUGGCCACACCUAAGGUAAAACUGGUGGGAACGUUGUCCCUGGUGGCACAGGCAAUUCCCAGCAACAACUAUGGAAGAGAGAUUCAAAUCUCUGCUGCCAACUAGCUUUCUCUGCAACAAUCUAAAAAUGCUUAGUACUGGGGCACCUGGGUGGCUCA